ACGAGACCCCCAGCUUAUGAGCUAAUCCUUAAAAGCUGGCCUCCUACCUUUUUGGAGCCUCAUCUUGCUCCUGACCUGGGUGUGGCCCCUGACCACCAAGCCUGUGCCCCAAGAGCCAUGCUGCUAUUCCUCACCGUGGCUCUUCUCUUCAGUCUUCCCUGCAGCGCCCAGGAAAUACAGGGCCCUGGCUUUGGGUCCUACUUCUAUAUCAAGGGCGAAGAGUUAGGUGAGAUCCAGGGCAUCCGAGUCUUCGUGGGGAUCCUGGGUCUCAUCAAGGGCAUCCAGCUGCGGUUCGGCGACCACUGGACCCCGCGCUACGGGGCUCCCGGCGGGCACGCGCAGGAGUUCUUGCUGCAGGAGGGCGAGCACGUGACCGCUGUGGACGGCAGCUCGCGCGCCUGCAUCUGGCACCUGCGCUGGACCACCAGCAGGGGGCGCCAGGCGAGCUUCGGGAGCGCGGCCGGCAUGAGGUUCAGCGCGCACCCUCCCUCCCCUGGCCAGCAGCUCCUGACUGUCAAUGGACAGCACUGGUUCUUCUGCCUCUCGGGAAUCGGCUUCAAGUGGGGGUUCGCCCCCCAGAAGAUGUCCUCCCAGGCACUCACUGUGGCGCCUCAAGAGCCGACCGCAGGCCUGAGGAAGGUCUCUGGCAUGGGCCUUCCCUUCCCACUGGGCUUCCCCUUCCAGAUGCCCAGACAUGCCUGAGAGACCAGAUGGCCCUGGGCUAGAUUCUGGAGGGGCCCUGGGCUGGAUCCCACAAGGCCACAGCGGCCCUGAAACCCCUAAUUGAAUAAAGUCUCU
Molecule: messenger RNA, 798 nt
Organism: Heterocephalus glaber (naked mole-rat)
Lineage: Eukaryota; Metazoa; Chordata; Mammalia; Rodentia; Bathyergidae
Source: RefSeq, a predicted model, not a curated record